This is a messenger RNA of Sclerotinia sclerotiorum 1980 UF-70, 939 nucleotides long. RefSeq lists its product with no specific name. The record is from RefSeq and is a predicted model, not a curated record. NCBI's taxonomy places the organism in Eukaryota, Fungi, Ascomycota, Leotiomycetes, Helotiales, Sclerotiniaceae. The transcript has 2 exons. The coding region runs from base 1 to 939 and encodes 312 amino acids.
AUGGCUCAAGUGCCACAACCCAAAACUCCUCUCGAGAUACUGCAGAUCCAAAUCAAUGCUGUUGUACGAGCAAAAUCGGUCUUGGGACGAGAUUUAGAAGCGUUACGGUCGAAACGAGUUGCGACAGAGAACCCUCCAAUCCAACUGAUCAAUGAACCCGACGCAUCUCAGCCCGCAUCACCUCCGCAUACGAAAUGUGAUUAUCAGACUGUAGCAAUGGAGGAAGAGAGGGUUCGAGAAAUCACCCCUCUCCAAACAAUUCGGACGGAGGACGAAAACCUGGUCAAAAAUGACCCAUCGAAAGAAAUUGUGCACGAAGAAGAGAGGAAAGAGGCUAUGAUUUUGUCUCCACCAAGUACGAAUGACAAUAAGUCGCAUGCUACCGAUCUGGGAAGAAACACCACACUUUCAGCACCUGCCACAGUAGGCGGACAAGAUUCUUCGAUCGAUUCACUCUUCGAUAUCCCUGAAACUUCUGCGAAAGAAGACUCUACAGCUGUUAAUUUUGAUAACAUGGGUUUCACAAUGUUGGAUGCAACCACAAAUACUCAAAGUCAGGACAGUAACCAGGCACAAAGUACAGAGUUUGAUCUCUCCACAUUUGGGAGCAACCCGCAGGAUUUCAACAUGAACGAUCUCCAACCUUCUAAUGAAGCUUCUUCUAACAACGCGAACAUCCCCACAACAAAUGACAAAGGAAAUAUGGAGGACGACCUCCUUAACAUGACUGGUGGCAGUCGUACGAACAACAACAGCAACAAUAGCAAUAAUAACAAUAACAGUAUGGAUCUGGACCUAGAUCUCGAUAAUAUGGUUGGGGCCGAAGAAAGUGUAUUUGACGAUUUGUUUUUCGGUGGUGAUGACGAUGCAAAUGUAGGGGGAGAAAUAAGCGAAAUGGAGCAUGGCCAAUUUGAUAAUGCAUUCUUUGGUAUCGACUGA